Molecule: messenger RNA, 1860 nt
Organism: Notodromas monacha
Lineage: Eukaryota; Metazoa; Arthropoda; Ostracoda; Podocopida; Cyprididae
Source: the annotation of a GenBank genome assembly
AUGGGAACAACAUUUUCGUGUCCCAGACUGAUGCGACAGCAGAGACCAGACCAGACAGACAAUGCCCCCGCAAAAAAUACUUCCCCCUCCGCGGCGUCAGAAAGCAACCUGGGUGCUGCGGCGGCGAGGCGAGGCGAGAGCCAGUCCGUGCCAGCGGAGGAACCAUGCGGAUUUUGCCAGGGCCCGAAAAGUAGAGUUUUCAUUCAAGAUGUCACGUUGAAAUAUGUGCUGCCUGUGAAGUUCUCCGCUGAAUUUUCCCGGUUCGUCCCACGUCAUCCGUAUGGCCGUGACAGCCGCUUCCCAGGAAGAGCGUUGUACGGAUGCGUUACGAUUUGCGCUUCGGCGCUGUUACUAAACAUGGGUAGCCGGAACGUGGGCUGGGAGCUCAUUGUGAUAAACGAGCUGAAGGAGGAAGAGAAAAAGGGCAACAUCACUGACAAAAUGACGGUAUACUUCCGACGUCCGUCCGAGGCAAUCAAACCCGUCGGCAGCUCCGCCACCGCGGCGGCGGCGGACAUGAACAUCGGCCGGCGCCUGAGUCGCGAACUGCAAGAACGCGUUCUGCCGAAAAGCCUUCAACACCAGCAACUGCAACAACAACAACAACAACAACAACAACAACAACAACAACAACAACAGUUACCACCACCAGUUGCUGCUCCGGCAGUGUUGCCAACGACCAAAGACGACAUUCCAGCAAGCAAAAGCCGGCAAUUGUACGCCUUGCUCGGCGAGAAAAAGCCGCCUUCCGCGCCGCCGGUCACCGACAAAAUCGACAUCGAUUCCGAAAACGUGGAAACGCCGCCGACGCGGACGCCCAGUUUGCAACGCCGCCACUUCCCGGUCCUGUCGGGCGACUCUGGUUUGUCGACGAGUGCCGCCACGACUGCGACAACUGAGUCGGCCUUAGAGUUGCCUGGGGACCGAAGUUUGCAGCGUUCUUUGCGAUACAAGAGGCUGGUUCAGAUGGCCAAGGAAGCCGAGCCCGAGGUGGAAUUAACGGGUCCUGGUGGGGCGAAGGAGCAGGAGAAACACGGAGAUGCUGCGAAUGGGCACGUGCAGCUCAGACAACAGGACUCUGGAACCCAACAAGACCUAGACGAAGCUGGCCAAUUCGACAGAUAUUCGCUGGCGAGACGCACGACACGAAGAUCCAAACGGUUCCCCACUGAUGAUGCGAGCGAGCAGCAAAAUGUUCCCGAACCGGUACAGCAACCCGCUUCGCCGGGCAUUCAUUCAUCCAAGGACGACACGCUGUCCAAACUGCGCAACUGGCCGGGGCGCCUGUUCCCAGGAAAGACCACCACGGACGCCCCGCCGCCGGCGCCUUCAGCCUCGACUCGCGGCCGCCGCGGCUCUCGCACCAAGAGCCUCAUCGAACCGAAAGAGGUCGAGUUGGCCAUCAAGCAGCAUCAAGUGGGACGCCAGCCAGUGCCCACCAGCCCGACGGCGACUCUACCCAGGCAGCCGCCCAAUGCUGCUGCUGCUGCCUCUGCCGUCGUAACCGGUGGCGGCUCUCUGAACAGAACGUCGAGCACGCGACAGUCAACGACGCAGGACGGGGUUGCCAAGAUCGCGGGUGCGUUCCGGAGUCUCACGCGGAACUUGAAGCCUCAGCGUGGAGAGUACAGAUUGAAUGGUACUUCCUUGGGGGCGCCUGCUGUCGUGAGCACGAACCCGACACUGACGCGCAGUGACAGCCACAACACCAGGGCCAGCAACCAGAGUCUGAGCAAGAAGAGUUCCGAUGGGUCCUUGCACCGGCAUUCGCCGCCGGCGCCUUCAACGCCGUCGCUACGCAGGCAAGUAGUGCUCCUGAUGAUGGCGCAGACAUUUUUAAUUUUGGAUCCCCCCGCAUAA